GUUAUUUGUUUGUAGAUCUAUUUUUAGCUGUCUACUAACAAGCCCAUACAUACACACCACAAUCACUUUGAAAACAGACACAGAAUUGAAGAAUGGAGACAGUGGCCAAAGCUGAGAAGAAGCCUCAUGUCAUCUUUAUCCCACUACCAGCACAAAGCCACGUUAAGGCGAUGCUCAAACUAGCGCAGCUUCUUCACCACAAGGGACUCCAAAUAACCUUCAUUAACACAGAGUUCAUCCACAAGCGUUUGCUCAAGUCUGGUGGUGUCCACAGCCUCGAUGGAUCAAAUGGUUUCCAAUUUGCAAACCAUUCCUGAUAGCAUUCCUCGCAGUUCUGAAGAUGACGAUGGUGUAGAACAUCUCCUUCAUUGUGUUGAAACCCACUUCCUGACUCCUUUUCUUGAUCUUGCAACCAAACUCUCAACUCCUCCAACUCUUAUCAUCUCCGAUGGCUUCAUGUCGGUUUUCACCAUUGAUGCUGCACAAAAGUUGGGAAUCCCGGUCAUGCUCUACUGGACGCUUGCAGCUUGUGGCUUCAUGGGUUUUUACCAGACCAAAUCUCUCAUGGAGAAAGGACUUACACCACUUAAAGAUGAAAGUUACCUGACAAAUGGAUUUUUAGAAACCGUUGUUAAUUGGAUCCCCGGGAAUGAAAAAAAUCCAGCUUAA
Molecule: messenger RNA, 669 nt
Organism: Lactuca virosa
Lineage: Eukaryota; Viridiplantae; Streptophyta; Magnoliopsida; Asterales; Asteraceae
Source: the annotation of a GenBank genome assembly